AUGUGGAAUUUUUUGGGUGCUGAAGUACCUCCUAGUCAUUUCUUGCAGGACAGUUUUGACAACGUUUGUCGUAUUAGCCAAGAGAUCCGACGGCACGUAGAGCAUUGUGGUCUCUUUUCUUUUGAACCAGUAAUCUUAAAGGGAUCUCUGAACAAAGUUUUGAAAUAUGAUGUGAAGAAAGAAGCAACCUUUCCUGUUGCCUAG
Molecule: messenger RNA, 204 nt
Organism: Cylicocyclus nassatus
Lineage: Eukaryota; Metazoa; Nematoda; Chromadorea; Rhabditida; Strongylidae
Source: the annotation of a GenBank genome assembly